Molecule: messenger RNA, 4402 nt
Organism: Pangasianodon hypophthalmus (striped catfish)
Lineage: Eukaryota; Metazoa; Chordata; Actinopteri; Siluriformes; Pangasiidae
Gene: mpp3b
Product: MAGUK p55 scaffold protein 3b
Exons: 20
Coding region: 45-2228 (727 amino acids)
Cellular component (GO): cell-cell junction; plasma membrane
Molecular function (GO): protein binding
Source: RefSeq, a predicted model, not a curated record
AUCCACUUCCCAUCAGCUCUCCACAAUGAUGGGGAUAGUGGGGGAUGGUGAUAGAGAGAGAAACUGAUGAAGGCAAGGCUAAAGACUGUAUAUGUAGAGAAAAGAGAGAGAGGGAGGGGGAAGGGAGUCACAGCAGUGGAGUAGGCAUUGGCAAAGCCCUCACAGUGGAUCGAGCCAGUAGAGCAGUCAUUGUUACAGCGCAACACAGGGAGCUUCCAUCAGAACAAGAAACACCCCCCUUACACAGACGCGCACACAUACGGAGACACAGCAAGGUACAAGGCAGGCAAGGACUGUCAGAUGAGCUCAUUCUAAGCGUGAGACUGAAAGGAGAGAGUGAGAAGUUGAGGGGAAACACCUGCUGUCUACUUCACUGUGUGUCUUGUGUUUUAAUGAGAGAAGCCAUGCCUGUCCUCUCACCCAACACAGGCCUACAUGAGAUGCUAGCAUUACUCACGUCUCACCUGCACCCUGGAGCAAAUCACAAAGAGGACCUGGUGUUUCUCCGAGAGGUUUUCAGUGAAAGGAGCCUUGGCUACCUAAUGAGAAUUCAUGAGCGCCUCAGGCAGUACGAACAGCAGAGUCCAACGCCUGUGCUCCACAGUGCUGCCUGCUUGGCAGAGGAUGUGGCUGAGGAGCUGCAGAAUGGGCCACUAGAAGGAGAUGAGAAGGAGCUGCUUAUGCUUCUGACUACUCCACAUGUGAAGGCUGUACUAACAGUACACGACACAGUAGCGCAGAAGAACUUUGAUCCCGUGCUGCCUCCAUUGCCUGAUGAUCUAGAUGAUGAGCUGGAGGAGGAGUCAGUCAAGAUUGUUCGUCUAGUGAAGAGCAAGGAGCCUCUAGGGGCGACCAUCCGCAGGGACGAGGUCACUGGAGCAGUGGUGGUCGCUAGGAUAAUGAGGGGCGGGGCCGCUGACCGUAGUGGGCUGGUGCAUGUGGGAGAUGAGCUCAGGGAAGUCAAUGGAAAUCUCAUCACCCACAAGAGGCCUGAUGAGAUCAGUCAAAUUUUGUCUCAGUCUCAGGGCUCCAUCACUUUGAAGAUAAUCCCUGCCAUUAAGGAGGAGGACAAACACAAGGAGAGUACGGUCUAUUUAAGGGCCCUAUUUGACUACAGCCCAUUUGAAGACAAGGCCACACCCUGCCAAGAGGCAGGACUUCCUUUCCUGCAAGGUGACAUCUUGCAGGUGGUGAGUCAGGACGACCCUACAUGGUGGCAGGCCAAACGUGUGGGUGAUAGCAACCUGCGUGCUGGCCUUAUCCCGUCAAAACACUUCCAGCAGAGGCGUCUGGCACAUAGACUGAAAACUGGCACUUACCAGAGUCCUAAGUCACCAAGUGCACAACCCUAUGACCAGGCUUGCAAUAAAGAGGACUGUGACUGUGAGGGCAGUGAACAGAACAUAGUUUCUCCAAAGUGUAAGGCGGUGGCACCCACCUGUGGUCAGGCCUUUUCCUGGGAGUUCUAUUCAGCAAGUCUUAGGAGAAGUUUCCGAUUAAGUCGUAAGGAUCGACACAGCUCUCCAGAAGACUCUCAGCCUGCGGAGUCCGGAGAAUCCAAUUUUCUUGUCUAUGAAGAGGUCACACGCUAUCAGCAGAAGCCUUCAGACAAACCCAGACUGGUGGUGUUAAUCGGGUCUCUGGGUGCCCGAAUCAAUGAACUGAAACAAAGAGUGAUUGCUGAGAACCCACAUCAAUAUGGAAUAGCUGUACCACACACCACUCGGCCCAGGAAGAGCCAUGAAAAAGAGGGUGUUGAAUACCACUUCAUCUCAAAGCAGGCCUUUGAGGCAGACAUUCAGAGUAACAAGUUUAUUGAGUAUGGAGAAUAUAAAGAUAACCAAUAUGGGACAAGUUUGGAGUCUGUUCGGAGUGUAUUGGGCAGAAACAAAAUAUGUUUGGUAGAUGUUCAACCUGAGGCUCUAAAAAGCCUUCGCACAGCUGAGUUUAAGCCCUAUGUGAUAUUUGUCAAGCCAUUCAUCCCUGAGAGCCACCACCACUGCAGCAGAGCCACAUCGCCAUCAGGAGGUGACAAUGGCCACGUCACGGAGGAAGAGCUACAGGAGAUGCGUCAUUCAGCCGAGCAGCUGGAGCAGCAGUACGGCCACCUGGUGGAUAGGGUCCUAGUGAAAGAAGACUCCACCAGCGCUAGUGCAGAGCUCAGGAGCAUCCUCGAGCAACUGGAGAGGGAGCCGCAAUGGGUUCCAGUCAGCUGGGUCCGAACAUGAAUCCUGUAUCAGUCUGUAACAGGGUGCUCAUAAACCUGACAGACUCUGUGUCAACCAUAUACUAUUUUGUAGCUGUGCUAAUAGAGCCUCAAGUCUUGCAUGAAUUAACGUCUGAACAAAUUGCAUCUGUCAAGCAGGGCUCAGGCUCAACAGUGCAAAUUAAAACAUGAGCAUCCAUCCAAACAGAAAUUUCAUGUACAGGAAAACUGUUACUUAUUUAAACUCUGGGGUCAACAGUAGGUGUCGGUACAGCUGGGGCAUCAGAUACUGUAAGACAAAUAAGAGUUUACUUGUUGUGCUCCUUAAUUAUUUGAUGAAAUGAGGAAUGAUUUGUUUAUUGGUUAUUAUUGAUUUUUGGUUCUAUCUCAAGUGGAGGCUGAAUAAGCAAAUGGUUGCUGAUACAACACAACAACAAGUUAACAACCCAACAAGUUUAUAUAUAUAUAUAUAUAUAUAUAUAUAUAUAUAUAUAUAUAUAUAUAUAUAUACAUAGUGUGGGUGACAUGCUGGCUCAGUGGGUACAGUUGUCCCAUCACAGCUCCAGGGUCUCCUGAGUUUCUGGGCAUGUUCUUCUCAUGUCUGUGUGGGUUUCUUCCACGCUCUCUGGUUUCCUCCCACUGUCCAUAAACAUGCCACAUGUCAGAUUGUCAGUAGGUGGAAUGGGUUCAUUAAAUUGACCCAGAAGUGAAUGAGUGCCCAGCUUUCCUGGGACAGUCAUCGCAACCCUGACUAGGUUAAAGUGAUUACUAACAGUGAAUGAAUGAAUAAAUAAAUGAAUGUUAUGAAUGAUUGAAUGGAUUCACUAGCAGAUGUAGAUCAAGAAAAGACGCAAGGCUGAAGACCUGACAAAAGACCUGAAGGCUUUUAAUACACUAUAUUGAUGCAAAAAUACCACAGGCAGGAAAAUUCUUGUUUUUAUUAUUAUUAUUAUUACUUUAUUUAGUCCCACUCUCCCCAUCGUGUUGUACCAAUUUACCUAUAGAACCACCUGAAUGAAGAAAGGGAGGGUGGGAUGCUUCCCGGGUUUCAAAACCUACAUUUUCUUAUGUAGUUUUGUUGACUUCACACAACAUUUUUUCCCCCAACUAGUAGCGCCUAAUGGGCUGAGCAAUCAGAGUGGAGCUGUAGGACAGGAACAGAGACAGUUCAACUAAUAGUUAGCCUUCGUUAGCUGUUAAACAACACGAUCUUGACUUUUAAUAGUAUAUUAUUCCUUCUGAAAAGGAAAUGGGAGUCUAAUAGAAAAGGGUGGAAGUUAAACUCAAAGUGAUGGUUAGCUUGAACAACUUUCUUCUUGUUAUUAGCUAAUUAAGUUAAUAGGCCUGCCAUUGUUUUUGAUAGGACAUGUGCAUAAACAUACACAUUAUAGUCCUUAUACUGAACUAAAAUUGAUUUGAGGGCAUUUUUGUUUUCAGUAAACACGACCAUUACGUGCUCCUAUUAAAAUAAUAUGUAAUAUGACCUAAAUAGUCUAAUUACACCGUGGAGAGUCUUAAGUGUUCUCUAUGUAAAGUUUAGAAAAUGACUCCUAGAUAUGAGAGCUCAAUGCCAACAGGUUCACAUGAUGUAGCCAUGAGAAACGUGUGAUGUUUACUUCAUAUUCUGCAUUCUGUCUAUAUGUGGUGACUUUAUAUGUAUAUAUAUAUAUAUAUAUAUAUAUAUAUAUAUAUAUAUAUAUAUAUAUAUAUAUAUAUAUAUAUAUAUAUAUAUAUCCCAGCGUUACAUAACAUUACAUCAUAUUAUAUGCAUAUUUGCAACUCAUUGUGGGAGUGUUGUUAGGUAAAUAAGAUCGAUGUUUAUUACCCUUUGGUCAUUAAUGUUUAUGAAUCCUAUAGUCUGUAAAAACUAUAACCAUGACUGAUGUGUCGGCUAGAUUAUCUUAAAUUGCCAAAAUAUUAUAGGAUAUCAAUAUUAAAAUUUAAACAUGAUAUCCAACCAAAUCUUAUUACUCAGGAAUGAGGCAUGUUAAAACCUUGGGGUCAUGUAAUAAAAGUAUGUUAUGGCCUUAUAACCCUUAGAAUGUUUUAAUAUAAAUAUAACUUGUGACUGGGUCCUCCUUUCAUCUGAGCAAGUGUGCUAAUACAUAGUUAUGGGCAUGAUAUUGGAAAUCUUUUAUUUUUAUAUUAACGUGUAAGAAGAUGAGAACGCUAAUAAAGUGUGAAUUUUAGAAAUUA